This is a messenger RNA of Rana temporaria (common frog), 1684 nucleotides long. RefSeq lists its product as uncharacterized. Gene Ontology annotation, molecular function: protein binding. The transcript is spliced from 6 exons. Lineage: Eukaryota; Metazoa; Chordata; Amphibia; Anura; Ranidae. Bases 73 to 1431 code for a protein of 452 amino acids. The record is from RefSeq and is a predicted model, not a curated record.
UGAUAAAAAAGAAAAAAGGCGUGUGACCUGUUAAUGCACAAGGAGGCAUUGCAUAGGACGCAGUUCUGAAGAAUGGACCCGGCAGAAGUGAAGUGGUCAGCAUUUGAGUACACGCUUCAAGCAUAUGUUACCGACUUUCAAAAAUCCUUUCCCAAUAUUAUUAAAAUCACAGAGGGAUUCCUGGGGAAGCAAGAGAUAGACAGUAUCAGCUCCAGCACGGUUAUCAGAGUUCACUCCCUGUACAACCAGAGAAGAGUAACAGCCGAAACCAGAACUGGGAAAUUGUUUUCCUUGCCUGUUAAGCUGAAAAGACUGAAAUUUCUGGUGCCAUCAGUUAAAGGGCCCAUUGGAACUUUGAAGCAUCAAAAUCCCAUGAAUCUGGAAGAUAUAUUAGCCAAAUAUACUCUACCUGUUACUAUUCGCACAUCCAAGGUUUUAUCAUAUAAGCAAAAGGGGGAUAUGAAGUCUCAAGAUGAAAUGCUAUCGGAACUGAUGCUGCAAGAUACUUAUGAGGAAAUGUUCUUAUUUGGACAUCCUAUUGACAAAGGUAAGUUUUUUGUAGAGGAGCCUAUAGUCAUUCCAAUGUACAUGAAAGAGCUGAGACUGGCAGUGGCAAUGGGAUAUAAGGAUGGAAAUACAGAUAAAUGGAACUCGUUAUGUGGUUUGUUAACCCAGCAAGUCAAUAAUCAAGGCAACACUGCAAAUGCCACUUUUGAGGAGAUUGUUUUGCUCGAUAAAAGGGAUGUUAAUCCACAAGAGCCCAGCUACAGCACAAUUGAGCCAAUAUAUAUUGACCUCAAUGAAAUCAACAGCGACUACAAAGCACCUCUGGAUAAUAAAAGAAGCAGCAAUGUGUAUCAGUUUAGUCUUGUGUCAGAACUGAAGCAAGUGCAACAGACCCAAAACAAAGUGAUGCCAAAAUCCCCAUCAGUAAACACCCCCAAUACCAUUGAUGACAUCCCAAACGACCUUUACAAUCUGACCCUAAAUACAGUGAAACCAGAAUCCCCAACAGCACAACCCUUUAAACCCAUUCUUGAUGUCCCAAAAAAUCUUUACAAUUUUACACCAAAUACUGUGAGACCAGAAUCCCCAACAGUACAACCCCUGAAACCCAUUCAUGGCCCAAAAGAUCUUUACAAUCUCACCCCUAAGACGGUGAAACCAGAAUCUCCAACCGUACAAUCCUUCAGAUCCAUUCAUGAUGUCCCAAAAGACCUUCGCACACUCACUGUUAAACAAGUGUGUGAAUGUCUGAUAUUUCUCAAUAUGAACCAAUACAUACAAGCUUUUGAAGCAUCUCAAGUGGAUGGCCAUCUAGUGUAUGACCUUAACCAAGAGAUGAUGAAGAGCUGCUUGGGCAUGAACGGACUUAACUGUGUAAAAUUCUUGAAGUUCCGGGAUGGAUGGAGACCUAAUCUGGAUGGAUAGCAGUAGUGGAGCAAGCCGCCGUCACAGAGCACAGGUGUUCGUGACCAACAGUCAGUUUCUAUGAUGACUCAAGAAGGACUGUUUGUCAUUUAAACAUUGUAUUUUUCUGCUCUGUUUUAUGAAAAGUUUUAUUUAACAAACUUGGAUUUGUCAUUUUGCUCAGUACACUGUUUUCAGCCUUCUGCUUGGGAGGGACUCAUCAGGCAUAAGGAAUUUCUGCUGAUUGAUUCCCCCUUUGGAAACGUGUGUACUU